Messenger RNA from Drosophila subpulchrella, 7427 nucleotides. RefSeq names its product flocculation protein FLO11. Gene Ontology annotation, molecular function: serine-type endopeptidase inhibitor activity. The transcript is spliced from 3 exons. NCBI's taxonomy places the organism in Eukaryota, Metazoa, Arthropoda, Insecta, Diptera, Drosophilidae. The record is from RefSeq and is a predicted model, not a curated record. Bases 562 to 6912 code for a protein of 2116 amino acids.
AAGAGAUUGCGUUGCAACAACACCCAACGGCUGCUGUGACUGAAUUUGAAAUUAUAGACGGGUCUGCUGCCCGCUGCUUUCCAACCCACUUCCUUUUGGGCCUGGCCCAAUUAUAGAGCUGCUGCCUGCAUCCUGCUGAACCAGAACCGAAGAAGUUUCAAUGGUAUUUCAUUGUCAAUUAAUAUUUCGAAAACUGGAAUCUCUGGACAAGGCCUGAGACCGCUGUGGUUACAUAAGCUUGCACUUAACAAACUCACGGCUAAUGAGCACGCCAUCGCCAUUAAAAGCUGCUGCAUUUUAAUUAAUGAAGUUAAUAAACGGACCAAUUCAGCUGCUGUGGCAGCAGCCUCCGCGCCGCAAACUAAUUACAUGCAACCCGUCGAGGAAGGGCUUUUACUUGAUGUUUAUGCAGCAUCGUCGACAUUAGGCACUAAUCGAAUUUAGUGAGUCGAAGGUCUUCUCCUCCCGUGAGCAAAAGGGAGACGAAAGCCAUUUUAAGAUUAGUCCAAGGCUGAAGCAAAAACAGCCGCCCACUCCGAGCAAGCUCUUCAGGACUUCACAAUGCGUCUACCGCGCUCACCCCCAGCGCUCUGGCUAUGGCCCUGGCUAGCCUUGGCCAACUCCGGCAUUCUUGCCUAUCCGAAUAGCGAGCCGCAGCAGCCGCUGGUCACCUAUGUCACCACCCCUACGACAUCGAGCCAAAGGAGCCAGUCUGCUAACCAGCACCUGCGACCAGCAUUCGUCUAUGACUCACCUCCCCCGGAAGGGGAGGUGGGCUCGAAUUCUAUGCGUCCCCUGUCCACAACAACAUCCGAUGUCCCGAACGAGGAGACUGGGCCGUCAAAGAAAGUCAUUGGUUCCAGUGCAAGCCCGGCAGUGUCAGUUGUUCUUGAUGGAAAUGAACCUCAGUUCACGGAUGUCCUCGGUCACAAGGUGCCCAAACCACAUCCGUCCUUGCAAGUGGCCAGUCCUAUCGUUCUUCUUAACCCAGAUCGUUACGAAUUCUACACUUUUGACGAGCAAGGCGAGUUGGUCAAGCGGUUGAUGACCAUGCAGGAGAUCCAGAGCAUUGUGGCCAAUGGAGACGGCGAGGGACCGUCAAUCAUUCACCCGGCCGCAAUAACUGAGAACAAUCCCGACCAAAAUGUUCAAGAUAUUGUAAGCAGCGUGCAAAACGUGCUAAACAAGGAGGUUGCUUCCAGCUCAGCAAAGAACAGCUCCGGGGAGCUCCUUCCUCCUCUUCUGGAUACCCCUGACGUCUUUUCCUCCUGGUCCCUGAUACUGCCUGCCAUUUUCGGAAAUACAGGGGACAACAUCUUUCCACAGCAGCGACCGCAGCAGAUUAUUAUGACUCCCGAGUCGGAGUUGCUGGAGACGUCCACCAGUGCGCCAUUACCACUUACGGUAGCCACAAAAAAGCCCAUGCCCGCUAAGCGCAAACCGGUCACAAAACGAAAACCCGCCACCACUACCAGCACCACCCCGGUAACACCUCAGGUAGUGCAGGAGGAGCUAGAUCCCAUGGACUCAGUGUACACAGGUAUCCAACAAUAUCAGCAGGCUGCUGCUAAUAUGCCAGAGUUCGAGCUUCUUCACAUGCAGCCCAUCUACCAGAAGCAACCGAGCACUACAAAACAGCCAGAAACAACAACGCGGCGAGUAUUCUACAACAACCAGGAGAUAAUACACACGCCCACCUCCUCGAGCAGCACCCCCUCGAGCACCGAGGUUGUUUUUACCCAUCAACUGGCGAAGAAGCCGGUGAGUGUUCAGCGCAAGCCGACACAGCCUCAACGCGUGAAAAAACCUAACGGUGGUGCCGAAAGUACUUCCCAGGCUACCGGAGGAAAACAGAAGGUCAGAAAGAAGACAACCACCACAACAACAACUACACCAGCCCCACAUUCCGAAAAAGAGCCCCCCUCCCAGGGGGUGCCUGAAACAAUAGAAAAAACGACCACAACCACCCACUCACCUCCAUCGACUACUCCAAAAAAGAAGAAACGGAAGCCCACACGAACGCCAGGUACAGGAUCAUCUGCCGGCAGCUCCAAGCCAUCGAAGACAAAGCGCAAGCCAACGUCUGCACCACAGGCGCAGAUUGCCGGAACUCUGAAUUUGUCCAGACCUCAUAGACCUCAAAAGAAAACCAAGCCUACUACAACUUCUACCACGACGCCAUUACCAGAAGCCAUUACAAGUACGACUUCCAAGCCAGUGACCACCCUUCCAGAGGCCCCAACUACAGAGGCGCCAGAAGAGAAUCUAAUCACUACCACUCCAGAACCUCAAACCACAAUCCCCACAACAACGAUAACAGCAGAGGCUCCCACAACCACAUCAACAGAGGCACAGACAAUAACAUUAGAAGCCAUAGUAACAACAGCCAUUGCUACAACAACAACAGCUGGUUCUGUUAAAACCACAACGACACCACUUGCGUUGCACCAUCAAAAAUUGCACAACAGGCCCGCUAGCCGUCCAUCCAGUCAACACCACAACCAAUUCCACGCGAAGCCAGUGCAUAUCACAACAACAGAAUCGAGUAAAGUGGCUGGGGAGGCAGAAGCCGAAAGCUAUGGAUUGCUUAAUGUAAUUUCCUCAUCGAGCACCACACACAAGCUAUACUAUCCCCUGCCCAGUUAUGAUUCUGGUGCCCCUCAAAAUGUGACAAGUAUGUUCGCUGAUUCUGCGGCUCCUGAUUCGCCGUUGAAGAAGACCCAACUGCCUUCGCUGGCGCAGCUCCAACAGCAGUUGCACCCUGGAUCACCAUCUCCAGCGCCACAGCUCUCACCCGCACAGAUACUCUCAAUGGACCAAAUAUUGCAGUCGCUGACCCAGGACCUUUCCUCCACAGAUAAGGGGAAACAAGAUUCCGCUGAGAGUCCUCUGGGGCAUGGCAACGCGGGUAGCAAAUUGCAGAUGGAUGCCCUGACCAGUAAAAAGAAGGUAGCAGUCAUGGCCCCAACCACCUCAGCACAAACAACGACUGCUACAACUCGAAUUUCAACUACCUCUUUAAAACCCACUACAAUUUUGACAGACAACAAGCCCCUUAUUUCCCACUACGGUGGCAGCACUUUGGCCACGAUGCUCUGUGAGGAAGGGGAAGAAUUAACCGACUCUAAAGAAUCUUCUAAGGUCCAUCAGCAAGCAGCGAAGACUACGCUAAGCAGCCUUGAGGACGAUGACGAGGAGCAAGCCCCCGUUGUGGUGAUCACCGCUAGACCACAGUUCUUUACGAGGAAGCCAGAACCACUGCAGCCCAUAAAAACCAAUCAGAUCCAGGAAGAGCCAGAGACCACCGAGUUGCCCAGACAGACACAGUUUCUGGUCACAACGCCAAUGUCACCGUUGGAAGAACUGGAUGCUAUCACGGAUAAGCCUUUAGUGGAACCAAUCUGUGUUCAUAUACCGGAGGCUAACGAACCUAACGUACUUAGCGGUGAUAGCCCACAGUCAGUGGAGGCUGAGGAUGGGGCGAAUGCAGCGGUGGCUACCACUGAACAGACGCUGAGGCUUCCAGUCUCCGAAAGCAGCACAGUGUCCGAUUUUGACAGUACUGAAGUUACACCUAUGAUCGCUGACCUUGUGCAUCAACUCAAUUUGGAAAUGCUUAGUCCCACGGACCAAAUAUCCAUGGCCAACUUUCAGACGCAGGCGGCCACUGUCGCCUCCACACUAGUGGAUGGCAGCAACUCGCUAGUCUCGUAUGUCCCUAUAAAUUUAAGCGAGACUAAGGACGAGCUUGAAUUCCUAAUGUCUGAUGUUAUCCAGCAGAUAGCUCAGGGGGAUCAGAGCAAUUCCCCGCUAAGGGAGCAGCCGAUAUACGAUUCACAACGCCUGACCAAUUUCGCCCAACUGAAUACUUCUUUCUUUCUUCAGGCAAAACCAGAAAAUACCGAGGAGCCUACCGAGCCUCAUGAACAAUACAAACAAGAGUCUGCACAAAGUACAUCAACCGCAGGCUAUUUCAAAACGGAAUCAACCUACUCGGAAUCUUUCUCUGCAAGUCCGAUCCAUGAAGAGACGAGCACUCAACGGAUUCCAGUUCUAUCGCUUUCCCAGAUAUAUGCGCAGCAACAGCAAGAUAAAGAUGAGGAGCAGAAAGAUUUUUUCAACGAACGACUCGAGGAGCAGCCAACUUCAGAAUCCUUUGGGUACGACCCUAAUUCCGCCCUGGAGAAGGCGUCCACUACAACACCCACAGUAGAUACCACCGAGACUAAUAUCGUUAAGGCUAUCAUCACCACCGAGCGACAGCCGGCAGAUGAACGCAGCCAGGAAUGGACAACUUCCAGAGAAGAGGGCAGCGAGAAGUCAACAACGCGCUCAAGUGAAAUCCCUGAAAGCUACACCUACAGGGAAAGUGCAGAAGAAAUGCCCGAGCUGCUGACAAAUGGUUACAACGAGCAGCAGCAGGCGGAAAAAGAUCCAGAGCCCGUACUUACCACGCUGGUAGAGUCAGCGUCAACCACGAAACUGCAUGAGGGCGAAAAGACAACAGUAGCGACAAAUAUUUACCAGGAAGCACAGGAAGAUCAAUCCUUAACAAAGCAGUCGGAGGAAGGCCAAGCAGCUGUUGUGGAGGAGAGCGCCUCGAACGCCGCCCAACUACAACCACAAUAUCAGUCACCGACCAGCGAAGAUCCGGAGGAGCCUGAAAUGAGGGUCACAGCAAUUCCAGGUGACAUGUCUUUGGCUUCUUCGGAUUCGGACAUGUCAUUGAGCUCCGAACAGGUCACUGAAAAAAUCGAAAGGAGCACAGUCACGUCGCUGCAAUUGAACGACGAGUCAUUUGAGGAAAAUUCCGACGAGCUGACUACUGUUAUUUUCGAAGAACAUGACGCUGAGGGUGAGGAGGCGGUAACAAGUGCUCAAAUAAUACAGCCAGAUGAUGAGGAUCCCUACGUGAAGCUAGGGGAAACGACGGCGAGUGUGGUGAGGCCUCUGAAAUCCAUCUCAGAAGAGGUCGGUGAGGACAAAAGCGUGACUAAGCCCGAAGAGGAUACCUAUAAGGUAACAUUGCCUAGCAAUGGACAGCAGGCAGGAGAUCAGGCGGAUAAAGAAGACGAGGAGGAUCAAGUAAUUUUACAGCUACCUGUCUCUCUCCCCAGCAGAACAAUAACAACUACUACUACAAAGCCCACUACGGAGGCGUCAACUUCGACAACUACUUUUACGACUUACAGUGUUUCCCCACCCACAACAAAGCGACUGAACACGCUGAAGCCGGUUUCGUACUACGUUCAGUCCUCGCUACUGGGUGGAUACAAUCAAGUGGACUUAGAGCCGCUAAAGGAGCUUCCCUACAAUGCCAACAAGAUGGACCCAGCCCAACCACAGGCUCUAUCCCAUAGCCAAUUUCCAUCGACUUUGACCCAGCAGCGGCCUACCCAGCGACCUCUCUUGCUGACUAAACUUAUGGCCAGUUCCACGCAAUCGACACGACCACCCGUAAUACUAGCUCCUAGUCCCGAAUCCUCCCAGGGGCUUGAGGCCUCAACCGUGGUAAUGGACGAAGAUCUGCAAUCUUUUGCCAGACUCUGCAACGAGCUGGCUUUCAGCUACUGGCGCGCCAUUACCUCCGAGAAAAUCAGCUCAGCCAGAAGUCUGGUCAUCUCCCCGUUCGCCCUCACCUCUAUGCUUUCAAUGGUCUUUCUAGGGGCACGCGGAAGCACGUCCGGAGAGAUGAACGAGAUCCUAAAGCUGGACGAUAUGGUUACCUUCAACCCACACCUGAUACUUAAAAAUAUAACCAACUCAGUGGAACAGGCUGCGGACAGAGGUAUCGCGACAGCUGCUUUCGUACGCGAGAUUUUCAGCGAUCGUGCCAACGGGAAAAUACUACCCUUCUUUAAGGAGAAAACCCAGCAGCUGUACGCCGGUCACGUCGAGGAGGUCAACUUCCAUGUGGUCAACGACAUCGUGCGGCGCCGCACUAACCUGUUGGUAAAGCGCCACACGAUGGGGAAGGUACUUGAGUACUUGCGUACCAACAGCGUCUGGGUGAACGGGCCACUAGCCACGGUCUCGGCCAAUCUCUUCCAGACAGACUGCUCGCACGGCUCUACAGCGGAUCGCGAUGGAGAGAUGUUCUUCCAAGUGCACCCCACGGUCCGCCAGCGCCGGCUCGUUCCCAUUCCGGCCGUGCUGUACCGAUCUGGCUUCUUGGCGGGAUACGAACAUAGUCUGGACGCUACCGUUGUGGCUUUCGGCCGAGUUCAAGACACAGUUAGCACGGUCUACGUGAUGCCCGGCCGCCAGAGCUCUAUCUCGCCGAUGGACAACCUGGACCGGCUGGAGCGCAACCUGGUGGAAAAGGCUUUCGGGAAGUCGCAGGCCUGGAGCCGUCUGCUUACCUCUUUAACGGAUCAACCAGAAAUGGAGGUACAGCUGCCGCGCUUUUCACACCGCUCGUUUGUUAACUCCUCGUUGGGUCUGCAGAAGAUGGGCCUGCGCGGCCUUUUCAAGUCGGACUUGGCCGACCUACGUGGUCUGACUGGCGGAGGAAGCCGCGAUAUCUUCUUAUCCGACAUGAUCCAGAUCAACACGUUCAGCACCUGCGGCGAAGAGAAGAUCUCCGAGCAUCACCACGUAGAAAUGUACCCGGCGCCCCCGUUGCGCAAGCGGAAUAAGGACGUGGACGCCACUGACGACGCCUUCGACUCGUCGGAGGCAGUCGUUGAAUUCGGCUCGUUGGCGCAGGAGUCGACGCUAGGACGGGGCUUCUACGACGACCUGCUGGACCCCAAGUACCUGGAACUUCCGCUGCCACUCCGUCCACGGCAGGCUCGCGUCCCAGAUGCACCACGGCUUCGCUUCGAUAAGCCCUUCCUGUACUUCGUGCGCCACAACCCAACGGGCAUGAUCCUGUUCAUGGGGCGCUUCAACCCACGCCUGUUGCCGUGAAGCGGCACCAAAACUAGGAACUGUGUGUCGUUUUCUUGUUAAUUCUUUGAAUUUGUCUUAGUGAAUUUAUAUUGUACUUGUAAUGCUAAUAUUAUUUUUAAUUACCGCUGCAUGCUGUGCCUUAAUCCCGCGUCCGACAUUCCCCGAUACGAGAUUGAUGCGCAGCACACUUUUGCAUUUGCCAAAGGCAUCUGCAAUUACUCUCUGCGCGCAAGAAAACGAAAUUAAAUAUCUUAAAUGCUUAAACGCAGUUUUCGCAAACGUAUCUCGAAUUGUCUGGCUUAUUUAAUUUGCCGCAUAAAACACGAUUGCGGCAUGGUAUACGAAAGUUCAUUUUUACUACAGUCGUUCUCUGAAAAUUGCACCGCUUGGCAAACAAAUGUUAAACAAAUAUGUAGGCGGCGAAUGCGAGUGCAAUCGAAAAUUAAACGCAAACGCAAUCAAGGAAAUGUAAUUUAGAAAAAUAUACUUUACGAAUUCGCAGACUUCAAGUUAUGUAUGCUAUUAUGUAAGCU